Phytophthora sojae is the source of this 378-nucleotide messenger RNA. RefSeq lists its product as hypothetical. The record is from RefSeq and is a predicted model, not a curated record. Lineage: Eukaryota; Oomycota; Peronosporomycetes; Peronosporales; Peronosporaceae. The annotation marks the transcript as partial. The transcript has a single exon.
AUGCUGAAGCGCGAGCAGUUGCUGGAGGGAGUCUACGAUUCGUUCCGGAAAACCCCCAUUACUCUCUUGGCAUCUCCAAGAGUUUCGGGGAAGACGACGUUACUAAGAUCAUUUGCUCGCCGAUACCCUGGUGUCAAUUGCAUCUACGUAUCGUUUCUUCACGAUUCGCCAGCGACCGAGCUGCUGUUGACGUGUGGGAUCGACUUCGUUCAGAGGGUAUCACGUCUCAGUGUUGAGGAAACCCAUGUUAUCAUGAUCGAUGAUGCCCAAGCUCAGUACGACGACAAAGCCUUCUGGGAUUUGUUUGCCUGCACCACCAUUUCGUGGUUGCCAGACAACGCCCGCUUUAUUAUCUCGGCAACGUACGCAAUGGAGAGU